Messenger RNA from Zingiber officinale, 1587 nucleotides. RefSeq lists its product as uncharacterized. Lineage: Eukaryota; Viridiplantae; Streptophyta; Magnoliopsida; Zingiberales; Zingiberaceae. The transcript has 6 exons. The record is from RefSeq and is a predicted model, not a curated record. Bases 1 to 1587 code for a protein of 528 amino acids. Gene Ontology annotation, molecular function: protein dimerization activity.
AUGCAAGCUGCUGCAACGCCUGCAGCCUACGCUCACCAGCAGCCCCGCGAUCUGAUGGCUUCGCCGACGCCAGCAGCCCCGCGAUCUAAUGGCUUCGUCGACGCCAGCAGCCCCGUGAUGCGAUGCGAUGGCUUCGGCGGCGCCAGCAGCGUUUCAAAAUGCAGAAAUUACUAUUUGGGACAAAAGAUUGCUGGGGAAAGAAACUCAAAGUUCAACAAUAGCAUUGCUUCUUCGCCUCAUACUAUGUGCGAGAGAAAGGCUGAAAAUUUGAUGAGACCCUCGCAACAUAUUGAUAAUGUCAUGCAUGUCCAAUCUAAAGAGGAAAAAGAAAAAAAUCAUUUGCGUUUGCGGACCACAGUUGUCACUGUUCGUUGGCUAGCACUUCAAGGGUGUGCCUUUAGAGGUAAUGAUGAAUCUAUAUCUUCAUCUAAUCGUGGGAAUUUUCUUGAAUUAGUAAAGGCUUUUGCAAAAAUGAGUACAGAAAUUAAUGAAGUUGUACUUGAGCAUGCUCCAAAAAAUGCUCAAUAUAUCACUCCAGAAAUUCAGAAAGAGAUUUUACAUAUUAUGACUAAUAGAGUACAAAAGAUGGUUCGUGAAGAAGUUAGUGAUAAAUGUUUCUCCAAGGAUGUCAAUGUUAUUUGGAAAUUUUUUUCUCAUUUGGAUAAUAUAGUAAAUAUUGUUACUUCUUCUACUAAACGCAUUGCUGAGUUACAUACUGUACAGAUAAUUGAAAUCGAGCAUAUGUUGGCAAUUGGAGAACGUGAUUCUGGAAGUGGGGCUAAUCAGAUUGGUAGUUUGCAGCGAGCGGGAGCUACUCGUUGGAGUUCUCACUAUGACUCAGUAAAAAGCUUGAUAGGUAUGUAUGCUGCAACUUGCAAAGUUUUUGAAGUUCUUAGUAACCAUUCUCCAAAUGGAAGAGCUAAGGCUGAAGUUCGGGGGAUUUAUAGAAACAUGAUACUCUUUGUCAAAUUCUUCAAAGAAAAUCUUAAGAUAUUUUGUCUGCUGUUACAUUUGUCUCUACUACCAAAACUAUCCUCCAAGAACUUAGAGAAUGCAGCAAUAGAUUUCAUCUUGAUGGAGUUAAAUACUCGAUUUAAUGAGUCAUCAGUGGAACUUUUUUCUCGUAGUACCGCUUUAGAUCCUAAAAAUUCGUUUGAAUCAAUUAAUACUGAUGAUAUUUGCAAGCCUGCAAUGAAGUUUUAUCCUGAAGAUUUCACAAAUCAAGACAUCAUUGCUUUGAAGUAUGAAUUGGUACAUUAUAAACUUGAUGUCAUACAAAAUUUGAAGGCUUCUACACUUGUUGAGUUAUGUCAGCAAUUGACUGAGAGUGGACGGUCAAAGGUUUAUGUUAUGUUGACUAGAUUGAUUCAUCUAGUUUUGAUGUUACCUGUUUCUACUGUCACUACUGAGCGACCCUUUUCAACAAUGAAGAAUAUGAAGACAACACUUCGCAAUAAAAUGGAGGAUGAAUUUCUUGAAGAUUGUUUGACACUUUAUAUUGAACAAGAUUUAGCUAAGGAUAUAGAUGUAAAUUCUAUUAUAGAUGAAUUUUAUGUUUCAAAAUUUCGUAGAACACAACUUUGUUGA